AUGACUUUCCCAACUUUGCUGCUGCUUCUUCCCUGUGCUAUCAGCUUCAGCCUCCAGGGCCCUGGGGAUAGAGGCGUUAUUCCUGGAUGGCAUCUCCAAUCUACACAGUCUAUCAACGAACCCAAUCUCACGAAUUGGUCUCUCCCGGGCGCUGAUGUCUCUUCCUGGCAUCGUGUUAGGUCUCGGGCUACGAUUCUAGCUGGCCUAGUUGCUAACAAUGUCUAUAAUGAAACCAACCUAUUCUAUUCCGAUAAUCUUUCGACUGUGAAUCAAUCGGAUUUCCAAGUUCCCUGGCUGUAUCGGGAAGAGUUUUCUGUCCCUUUACUAGCGCCAGGUCAACAUUUGUUCCUUAUGGUCCAUGGUAUUAGCUCAAAAGCCGAUAUUUUCCUAAAUGGGGGUCGGAUCUGUUCAGCAAUGGCCCAGAGAGGAUCUUAUGGUGGUAAGAUGUACGAUCUGACGCCUCGUUUGCAGGUCAACUCGAAUGCCCUCUUAAUCCAGGCCUAUCCAACCAACUAUCUUCGUGAUCUUGCCGUGGGAUUUGGAGAUUGGAAUCCGCGCCCGCCAGAUAAUGGCACUGGUGUCUGGCGAAACGUCGACCUAAAGCUUACUGGCCCUGUAACGUUGUCUUCUCCUCGAAUUAUCACGAACUUUACCAGCGAGUCCCAAUCUUCUAUUGUCGCCAUUACCGUAAGAACCACUAUCGCCAACCACGAAAACGCUCCUGUUGAUGCCAUUGUUCAAGGCACAAUCCUUCCACCAGAUGGGUCGUUUGUCCUCAAUCUUUUCCAGAAAGUUCAUCUCUCCGGAAACAUGAAUGUAACCGUCUCUCUGAAUACGAGUGUGUCAAAUCCCGAAAUCUGGUGGCCUGCUGAAUGGGGUUCACAAUCACUGUAUCAAGUCAACCUCAACGUGUCUCUUCCUUCAGGAACAUUGUCCGAUAUUGCACCGGCAACGCAUUUUGGUAUCCGUAGAGUGAUAUCCGCUCUGAAUUCAUACAAUGACACCCUAUUCACCGUUAACGGACACCCAUUUCGCGUCCGAGGAGCAGGGUAUGCACCUGAUAUUUUCCUUCGAUUUGAUCUCCAGCGUCUUCAGGCUAUGUUCCAGUAUGUCCUUGAUCUUGGGUUAAAUACCAUCCGACUCGAAGGUAAACAGGAGCAUCCUGAGCUCUAUGACUUGGCAGACCGCAUGGGCUUAAUGGUCAUGGCUGGAUGGGAGUGUUGCGAUAAGUGGGAGGGAUGGGAGUACGACGACGACGCCGAUGGAGAGAAAUGGCACGACGAGGACUACCCGGAAGCCUAUGAUUCAAUGCUGCACGAAGCUGAGAUGAUGCAGGCACACCCGUCGCUCCUGGCCUUUCUUGUCGGGUCGGAUUACUGGCCCAAUAACCGCGCCACCGACCAGUACCUGUCGGCCCUGCACCACAUGGACUGGCCCAACCCGGUGAUCGCGGCCGCCAGUAAACGUGGCCACCCAGAACAACUUGGGCCGUCUGGGAUGAAGAUGGAUGGUCCGUACGAUUGGGUUCCACCGAACUACUGGUACGGCAACAAGCUCGGUGCAGCUUUUGGAUUCGGGUCCGAACAAGGCGCUGGAGUGGGAACUCCCGAGCUCGGCAGUCUACGUAAAUUCCUUUCCCCCUCUGAUUUGGAGGAUUUAUGGGCAAGUGAAGCCUCAGCACAGUAUCAUCUAUCCCCCGCGGGAACUGUCUUCCAAGACCGGAGGAUUUAUAACCGCGCCUUGGUGGCCCGGUACGGCCGCCCGAAGAGCUUGAAGGAGUAUGUACGUAAAGCCCAGGUUAUGGACUACGAAGCAACCCGUGCAGAAUUCGAAGCCUUUGCGGCGCGUCAGAACGCUUCCCGUCCUGCAACCGGUGUUGUCUAUUGGAUGUUGAACACCGCGUGGCCGAGUCUGCACUGGCAGUUAUUCGAUUACUAUCUGCGGCCUGCGGGGGCGUAUUUCGGCGUCAAGGCCAGCACGCGAGAGGAGCACGUUCUGUUGGACUAUGGUUCUCAGACUGUGUAUCUGAUCAACCACUCCUUACACUCCAGCGGCUCGCGUCGAGUAUUACUUGAUCUUGUGGGCGUGAAUGGAACAACGUUACUGCGUCGCGAGACCCUUGCCGAAACGAUCCCGACAGCAUCAAAGGCUGUGCUAGAUGUUCCUGAGAUUGGAAACCUGGACACCAUCGCCUUCCUCCGGCUGGUCUUGGAGAAUGAAGCUGGAGAGAGCCUCAGUCGAAACGUGUACUGGAUAUCAUCGCGCGCCGAUGUGCUUGAUUGGGACAGGUCAACGUGGUAUUCGACUCCAGUUUCUUCUUAUGCUGAUUUCACAGCCCUGGCCAGCCUGGAGACAGCUACGGUUCACGCAACGGCGCUGAGCUCGGAUCAGAAUAGUUCGGCGAUGCCCAUCCAUGUGGUUCUAGAAAAUCGAUCAACGACACCUGCUUUCUUCCUGCGACUUGCAUUACUCGAUGCUGCUACUCUAGAGGAGCUGGUCCCUGUGUUUUGGUCAGAUAACUAUGUGACGCUUCUUCCGCAGGAACGCAUUUCGUUCACAGUAAAGGCGGAGCAUCAACACGGGUGGGUGAUAACAAUGGAAGGGAUGAAUGUAGAAGAAAGCACUAUCGCGAGAGGUUAA
This is a messenger RNA of Aspergillus ochraceoroseus IBT 24754, 2640 nucleotides long. RefSeq names its product putative glycosyl hydrolase. Lineage: Eukaryota; Fungi; Ascomycota; Eurotiomycetes; Eurotiales; Aspergillaceae. Gene Ontology annotation, molecular function: hydrolase activity, hydrolyzing O-glycosyl compounds. The record is from RefSeq and is a predicted model, not a curated record. The coding region runs from base 1 to 2640 and encodes 879 amino acids. The transcript has 2 exons. Gene Ontology annotation, biological process: carbohydrate metabolic process.